Messenger RNA from Fukomys damarensis (Damara mole-rat), 1007 nucleotides. Its product is annotated as excitatory amino acid transporter 3-like. The transcript has 3 exons. The coding region runs from base 1 to 498 and encodes 165 amino acids. Gene Ontology annotation, cellular component: plasma membrane. Gene Ontology annotation, biological process: L-glutamate transmembrane transport. NCBI's taxonomy places the organism in Eukaryota, Metazoa, Chordata, Mammalia, Rodentia, Bathyergidae. Gene Ontology annotation, molecular function: glutamate:sodium symporter activity; L-glutamate transmembrane transporter activity; L-cysteine transmembrane transporter activity. The record is from RefSeq and is a predicted model, not a curated record.
AUGCCCUACCACUGCCCCUCUACUCAUCCUUCAAGGCAACAUAAAUUCCUGGAAUACAUUAGAUGCUCAGCUGGACAGGGGUCUAACUUCUUUCCUGAUGGUGUUUUUGGCUACAGCAUCACAGCCACAGCUGCCAGCAUUGGAGCGGCUGGAGUGCCCCAGGCUGGCCUGGUGACCAUGGUGAUUGUGCUGAGUGCUGUGGGCCUGCCUGCUGAGGAUGUCACCCUGAUCAUCGCUGUUGACUGGCUCCUGGACCGGUUCAGGACCAUGGUCAACGUCCUUGGCGAUGCUUUUGGGACUGGCAUCGUGGAAAAGCUGUCUAAGAAGGAGCUAGAGCAGAUGGACGUUUCAUCUGAAGUUAACAUUGUGAAUCCUUUUGCCUUGGAAUCUACAGUACUUGAUAAUGAAGACUCAGACACCAAGAAGUCCUAUGUCAAUGGAGGCUUUGCAGUAGACAAGUCUGACACCAUCUCAUUCACCCAGACCUCGCAGUUCUAGAGCCCUGACUUCAGAUGACUGGAGUGACAGAGGACAAUCUCUUAAUGAAUCCAAACACUUAGAAGAAAAACAAAAUAAUAAUCAGCUGUACAUUUAGUUUGAUAUACAGAACUCUAGAUUAUUUUCUAUAUAUUUGGUUUGAUAAGCCUUUGCUGUCUAAAUUUUAGGAUUGGGAUGGGGUAAAAAGAAAAAAAUCUCAAAAAGAAGUUGUAUCUUCUGGCUUUUAAAAAUUCUUUCAAAAGCUUGGAAGUGCAUAAAAUGUUGGAAGUAGGUAAUAGUGGAGGGUAAAUUGUUUUCUCUAUUGUAGACCAGUAUCUUGGAUUUUAAAAAAGAAAUUCUCUCAUUGGCUACAAAUUUUUACUCAGGCUUUUAUCGGUGUGGCUUUCCUUUGACCUCUCACUUUAUAGAUUAUAAUGCAUCUAAACAACCCCAUCUAGUUAAUGUGCCAAAUUGUCCAUUUUGAACUCAUCUCCAGCCGAUUUAAAAAAAAAGUGCUAAAAAAAAAAAAC